AUGAAGCAAGUAGGAUAUUUCGAGUCUCCAGUUGGUGUUUAUGAAAUCCGGGCCGAUAAUGAUGGCGUUACAUCCAUUCAACUAAAAGGAACAAAGAUAAAAGCUGCGCAAGAAAACAAGAAGCUAAACCCUAAGAGUCGUUCCACUCAACACAUCCAGGACUGCAUCGCUUGGAUGGACGCAUAUUUCUCGAAUUCACCUUUGGCGAAAGUUGAAUUACCAACUUUGAACACCAAAGAUUUUGAACUGAACAAACCGUUUUGCUGCAGAGUGUGGAAGAUCCUCAAAGAUCGAGUGAAGGCUGGAGAAACCGUAACUUACGGAGAGCUUGCCAAUAUGGCGGGCAACCCCAAGGGAGCCAGGGCUGUGGGAACAGCAAUGAAGACAAACCCCAUCCCCCUCAUCGUUCCUUGCCACAGAGUAGUCAAAAGUAAUGGUGAUCUUGGAAAUUAUAGCUCAUUUAACGGAGCUGCUACCAAAAAAUGGCUACUUCAACACGAAAACGCCAUCAAUUGA
This is a messenger RNA of Orbicella faveolata, 516 nucleotides long. RefSeq names its product methylated-DNA--protein-cysteine methyltransferase-like. Gene Ontology annotation, biological process: DNA repair. Gene Ontology annotation, molecular function: methylated-DNA-[protein]-cysteine S-methyltransferase activity. The record is from RefSeq and is a predicted model, not a curated record. Gene Ontology annotation, cellular component: nucleoplasm. NCBI's taxonomy places the organism in Eukaryota, Metazoa, Cnidaria, Anthozoa, Scleractinia, Merulinidae.